Molecule: messenger RNA, 363 nt
Organism: Kwoniella botswanensis
Lineage: Eukaryota; Fungi; Basidiomycota; Tremellomycetes; Tremellales; Cryptococcaceae
Exons: 3
Coding region: 1-363 (120 amino acids)
Biological process (GO): mRNA export from nucleus
Cellular component (GO): nucleus
Molecular function (GO): mRNA binding
Source: RefSeq, a predicted model, not a curated record
AUGGAUAUCGACAAAUCACUCGACGAGAUCAUCCAAGCUAAGCCCAAGUUGAGGAGAGGUGGCAAGCGAGGCGGUGGUGCUCCUACAUCUGCCCGUGCUCGAUACGCUUCUGCCGUACCCAAAGCCGCUGCUCAAGCUGCCGCUCCAGCUAAACCUCUCACCGCCGAGGCCAUCAAGAUCAUCAUUAGUAACCUUCCUCAAGAUGUAACGGAAGCUGCUGUCAGAGACCUCAUGCAAUCCACCGUCGGUCCCGUACGAACCGUACAAAUGUCAUACAAUGCUACUGGUAAAAGCACCGGUGUCGCCACGGUAGUGUUCAAGAACAGAGGAGACGCCAACAAGGCUCACGCUGCUUGUGAGUGA